This is a messenger RNA of Camellia sinensis, 960 nucleotides long. NCBI's taxonomy places the organism in Eukaryota, Viridiplantae, Streptophyta, Magnoliopsida, Ericales, Theaceae. The record is from RefSeq and is a predicted model, not a curated record.
AUGAAGCAACCACAUUCUGUAGGAGUAGCAUUUUCAAUCCCAUUCUCUCUCUUCUUCUUCAUCAUUACCUUAGCAGCAGCAGCAGAUAUAUCUCCUGGUUCAACCCUCAAAGCUUCAAACCCAAACCACACUUGGACCUCCCCAAACACCACCUUCUCUCUCUCCUUCAUCUCCGACGACGGCGCCGCCUUCUUCGCCGCCAUCACCUACAACGGCAUCCCCGUCUGGAUCGCCGGCGCCUCCGACCCCGGCGGCGGCGCCUCCGACUCCUCCGCCUCCCUCCAAUUCCUCUCCGACGGCAACCUCCGCCUCGUCAACGGCUCCUCCUCCUCCGCCGUCGUCUGGCAGUCCAACACCGCCGGCCACGGCGUCUCCUCCGCCGCCCUCCACGACUCAGGUAACUUCGUCCUCCGAAACGCCACCGUUUCUGUGUGGUCCACCUUCGAUAACCCUACUGAUACAAUCUUACCCUCACAAAACUUCACGGUUAACAAAGUAUUGCGAUCUGGGUUGUACUCUUGUAGUCUUCUUAGCUCUGGAAACUUAACUCUCCAAUGGAAUAACACUAUUCUGUACUGGAAUUUGGCUUUGAAUUCAUCAUUUCAUUCAAACUUAACAUCACCCAAUUUAGUUCUUCAAUCAAUUGGUGCAUUGUCACUACAUGAUCAAUCGCUUUCGAGACCUGUGGCCAUGGUUUACAGCAGUGAUUAUGCUGAAGGAAGUGAUAUAAUUAGGUUCUUGAAGCUUGAAAAUGAUGGGAAUUUGAGGAUUUAUAGCUCUGUUAAGGGAACUAGAACAAGCAUUGUAAGAUGGGUAGCUGUAAAAGAUCAAUGUCAAGUUUUUGGGUACUGUGGGAAUAUGGGUAUUUGUAGUUACAAUGAUUCAAAACCCAUUUGUAUAUGUCCUUCCAUGAAUUUCGAUCCGAUUGAUCCGAAUGAUAGUAGAAAAGGGUGUACUUGA